Molecule: messenger RNA, 761 nt
Organism: Ricinus communis (castor bean)
Lineage: Eukaryota; Viridiplantae; Streptophyta; Magnoliopsida; Malpighiales; Euphorbiaceae
Product: E3 ubiquitin-protein ligase RHA2B
Exons: 1
Coding region: 119-631 (170 amino acids)
Source: RefSeq, a predicted model, not a curated record
CACUAGGCAAAGAAAGAUAAAGCGAACCUAACCAGUAGCCACCAUCUCUUACCGUUAUAUAAAGUCGUCAUUUUAUCUUUUUCUUCUUCUUCUUUUUCUUUCUUUAGCAGCAGCAGCGAUGGCAGCUCUAUCUGAAUUCCUUUCUCGCCUCUACACAAUAACCAUAGUCUUCUUCUGCCUUCUACUCCUCGAAGCCCUAAUUCUAUUCCGUUCAGUCACGGGAACCAUAUCCAAUUACAAUCCGACUAAACGCGUCAUCAGCACAACAAAGUAUCUCCAAUUAAUCGAAGAGAAGAACCCAACAAUUCUCUACACCGACAAGUUACGGCAGCAAUCGGCGACGGAAUGCGCGGUUUGUCUGUCGGAGUUCUCGGAGGGCGAGUAUGUGCGGAGGUUAAUGAAAUGUAAGCAUACAUUUCACAGAGAUUGUCUUGAUAAAUGGCUUCAGCAGUAUUUAGCUACUUGUCCUCUUUGCAGGACUAAGGUUCUGCCUGAUCAGAUUGUUGCUGAUUUUCACCGAUUGCAGGAUAAUCAGAGUAUUAAUCAGUAUUAUUAUUAUGAUGGUAGUGAUGAAGAGAUGAUCUUCUUGUUGUCUGCUUUACAUGGUAAUGGUUUACACAGAAUCUUUUAAGCUUCUUUUUACUUUUCUUUCUUGUUUUUUAUUUUAUUUUAUAUGUAUAAUAUCUUUUUUGUAUAAAUCCCUACAAAUAUGAAAUAUAUGUGUCCAUAGAUUAGUAAUUACAUAAGUAUUUUGGGGGCAA